Messenger RNA from Exaiptasia diaphana, 1636 nucleotides. RefSeq lists its product as uncharacterized. Lineage: Eukaryota; Metazoa; Cnidaria; Anthozoa; Actiniaria; Aiptasiidae. The coding region runs from base 22 to 1458 and encodes 478 amino acids. The transcript is spliced from 5 exons. The record is from RefSeq and is a predicted model, not a curated record.
GUAAUCGACAUCAGUGGAAGCAUGAAAUCAGAGAUCCCUGAAGCUACAAAGAUUGUUGAAAAUAUUGCUGGAUAUACAUCGAUCGCCAAUGUAGACUAUAUCCUGUCAACAUUCUCUUCUAAACGCGGAGGAAGCAAGGUAGAUGGACGCGGAAGUAAGACGUUCGUUGGUGACGUUACAAACUUCGAUGACCGCAAGAAAUUCAUAAAUGCCCUGGACAAACUUGCCAAACGUGAGUAUCCUAGAGAGAAAAAUGAAGACUGUCAAGAACCAACGUACACCGGGAUUAUCAGAGCGAUCACCAAUGGCCAUCCACAACGUGGUUCUCCUAUGUAUGUAUUUACUGACGCACCUCCAAAAGCGUUAAGAGAUUUUACCGCAGAUAACGCCAUAUACCAUGCACAGAAAAAUAUGAUUCCUGUCAACUUUUUCCUAUCCAAGCCAUUUUGCGGGCCAAAAACAAUGGGCUCUUACAGGGUAAUAGCAGAGGCUACCGGGGGUUUAGUUCUAACAUUCAAAAAGGGUUCAUCCAUGGAACGUCUACGACGAAUGAUAAAAGGAAGUCUUGACGGUACUGCAAUCGUUGCAAGUGAUAAAAACAACAGAAAACGAGAAAUUAAAGUAUAUGACAAAGGCUUUUAUAUCGAUGAUAUCGCGCAUGAGGGGACACUUGAAGUUGAAGUUAAAGGUACUGUGGCAGAUCUGCUUAAUCCCAAAAAUGUCAAAAUAUAUCCUGAGAAAGCGGACAGUGGCAGCUUAUUCUGGACAAUUCUUAGACCGUCAAGAGGAACAUGGAGGUUUAGUUCUCAAGCUACCAAUUUGGAUUUUCAGGUUAAGUCACAAUCAAAGUUGGAUAUCACCUUGCAUUGGAGAUUCAUGAGGAGUGCAACCCAUAUAGAUCAUCCUUUGAUAGGAGAGAAAGCUAAAGUCGAAAUUGAAGUUCCAAACAUAUCCAGGUUGGAUAAAAAUACCUUGUCUCUUCCCAAUGACUGGAUACUCCUGUCUCAAAACAACGAUUUCUACACUUACGAAUCGAAGGCUCCACUUUCAGAAGAACAUUUCACAAUACCCAUGCGUGGUAAAACUCUAUCAGGGUUCGACUUUACAAGAGAGUCAUACGUCAUUCAACCCAAGAUUGCAGUCAUAACGUCUCUCGUUAAGCCYUGGUUUUCCCCCGAAGUUGGUAAAGAGUUUCGAUAUACAGCUUCCAUUGGCUACGCCAACACCCAGCCAAUGAAGUUUCGAAUGAAACUUGUAACCAAUUUCGGWGGCGACAGGCACAACGACUACUCUGAUAAUUAUAAGGACAUAAGUUUAUCUAGGGGCGUACAAACAGUUUCCUGGGCCCUGACMGCACCUACCAAAGGUCAAUUCACAGCGAAGAUUAAAUUGAAGAAUGAUGAUGUGGAGAUAAAUUUUCAGGAUGGUCCCUUCUACGUUAGGGAGGCUAACUCUUGAUUUCCUGGAAUGGACACAUACCCAAUAAAACGAAAAGAAAGUAGACACUUUGAUGGUAGUCAAUGUAACAGUAUAGUACAGUAGAAACAGAGAAUACUGUGUAGAUCAUAAAAAAUGUAGCUUAAGUGAAGAUGUAUUAAAACUUGCUGACAGGCAAUGAAUAUGAAGUUUUGUCUGA